This is a messenger RNA of Trametes versicolor FP-101664 SS1, 1704 nucleotides long. Its product is annotated as beta-lactamase/transpeptidase-like protein. The record is from RefSeq and is a predicted model, not a curated record. The transcript has 5 exons. NCBI's taxonomy places the organism in Eukaryota, Fungi, Basidiomycota, Agaricomycetes, Polyporales, Polyporaceae. The coding region runs from base 1 to 1704 and encodes 567 amino acids.
AUGGCCGUGGGACUCGUGUCGCUGCUCAUCGGAGGUUUUUACUCUGGCAACAUCCGUGUUCCUCUCUUCGAAAGUCGGGCGCACAGCUCUAUUCCUGAGCCAUGGGACUGCCGUCCAUUCCUUCCACACCUCUUCGCCGACACUCCUCCAUCCACAGCACACCCCGCCAUACACGCCGGCGUAGCAGCCAUGCAUCAGUACUUCGCGUCGCGCUUCUCUGCAGGAGAUAUAGAUAGCCUCUCGGUCGCAGUUGUCACAGCGGAGGGCUCUAUAUACGAGAACAACUUCGGCGUCACCCGAGGAAACGAGACCAGAUCCCCGCCGACUACCAGCCACUCGAUGUAUCGCAUCGCAUCCACAGGGAAACUCUUCCCCGUAUUGGAAGGCCUGAUCUUGGAGCAGAAGGGACUCAUCUCCUGGGAUGAUCCGGUCGACAAGCACCUCAAAGGCUUCUCGUAUCGUCCCGAUGGUCUAGACCCUCAUGCCGUAUCUGGACCAGCAGAGAAGACUCCUAUCACGCUCUUCCAACUCGCUUCCCACAUGUCCGGACUCGGGAGAGACUGGCCAGCAGGAACGGUCACCGACUGGCCGCACGACCUGGCCGGGAUGGGUCCGCCCCCGACGAACGGGCUGCCUUUCCCCUCCAACGAAGAUUUGCUGGACGCCAUCGCGCAUCAUCAUCUUACGUCGCCGCCGCUCUUCCACCCAGCGUACUCGAACACGGGUACGGCUGCUCUGGGACUCGCGCUUGCGGCCGCCAGCAGCGCGGCGGACGGAGACGCGUCCGUGAUCACCUUCGCGGAUCUCGUGAAGCGCGACAUAUUUGAGCCGAUGGGACUCAAUGGAAGCCAUUUUCUCGUGACAGAAGAGAACAAGCACCUCGUCGUAGUGCCAUCCCUCGCGCCCGAAGUCGCUGAUCAAAACUUUCUCGAUGCGAUGAACCCCGCCGCGGGCCAGUUCUCGUCGCUCUCGGACAUUAUCACCGUCACGCAGACGAUCCUGAACCCGCGUCACCCGAAGAGCCAGCUCUCAACAUACAGCCGAGACAAGUGGCUUCUUCCCGUACAUUCUUUCGAGGAAGAUGGCUGGACCGAGCUCGGGCUCAUGUGGGAGAUCAUCAAGGCGGAAAACUCGAAUGGACGUCUGCGCAAGAUAUACUGGAAACUGGGCGCGAUGGCGGGCUAUCACAGCGCCCUUGCAAUCCAUCCGGGUACCUCCUACGGCAUCAUCGUGCUUAUGGCCGGACACUAUCAGGACGCCGCGAAGCUCGCGUACGACGCGUUCGCACUCAUGCAGCCUGCCAUAGACAACGCGCUCGCAGACAUGGCCGUCAAGUUGUACGCUGGAUCAUGGCACGCUGAUCGCGACGAUCAAAGCAAGCCUUCCUCCGCGCGCGUGAUCGUAGAGAAGGGCACGCUGUACAUGGAGAGCUACACGCUCCUCGGCGUGGACGCGCUCAGCAUGUUCGGCGCGCAGGGCCGUCUUGCGAUGCGCCCCUCAGGACGCCGCGAUGAGUUCCGACUCGAUACGGGCAUACCUGGCUAUAAUGGACAGAAGCACAUGGGCUGCUACCCGUAUUGGAACGGGCAGGACCUGUGGGGUGUUCGCAACAACGCCGCCAUCAAUGCGCUCUACUUCAGGGGAGACGGAGAAGAGCGGCGUCUGCAUGUUCCGUCGCUCGAGAUCCUCAUGCAGAGAGCAUGA